CCCCCCCGAACUAUCUCCAGCUUUCCUGGCCGUCGUGAUUGGCGGCGCCACGGGGAGGGGGCGGAGCAUCAGAGUGGGAGACCCUGCGGAGAAGUUCCCUCCUGCUGCUACGCCCGAGUGGAGAAGGCAGCCCUGUUCGCAGGACAAUCGCGACGCUGACAGGCGAAGGAGGCGGCGAGAUCGGCUGCGACCGGGCGACCAUGAGCUUCAGCUGCGACGUGGUGGUGAUCGGGGCAGGCAUCUCAGGUCUGUCAGCAGCUAAGUUGUUGUCUGAAUCUGGAGUUAAUGUUGUGGUUUUAGAGGCUCGUGACAGAGUUGGGGGCCGGACUUUCACGAUUAGGAACAAGCAAGUAAACUAUGUAGAUGUUGGUGGCGCCUACAUAGGACCUACCCAGAACCGGAUUCUGCGACUGGCUAAAGAACUUGGCAUAGAAACAUACAAAGUAAAUAUAGCUGAGAAAACUAUCCUACAUAAAAAUGGAAAGUCGUAUCCAUUCCAUGGUGCCUUUCCUCCAGUGUGGAAUCCUUUAAUAUACCUAGAUUUUAACAAUUUUUGGAGAACAAUGGAUGAACUGGGAAAAGAGAUUCCUGCUGAAGCACCUUGGGAUGCACCUCAUGCUGCAGAAUGGGACAAAAUGACAAUGAAAGAGUUCAUUGACAAACAUUGCUGGACCAAAACCACUAGGGAUUUCGCUACGCUCUUUGUUGACAUCAAUGUCACUUCUGAGCCACAUAUGGUCUCUGCUCUCUGGUUCCUGUGGUAUGUGAAGCUGUGUGGAGGAACAAUCAGGAUCUUUUCUGUAGCCAAUGGAGGGCAGGAAAGGAAGUUUGUCGGGGGUUCUGGACAGAUAACAGAGAAGAUAAUGGAACUACUCAAAGGCAAUGUUAAGCUGGAGAGACCUGUAGUCCACAUUGAUCAGUCAGAUGAUAGUGUCAUUGUAGAGACACUGAACCAUGAGACAUAUAAGAGCAGGUAUGUGAUUAGUGCCAUCCCACCAAUCUUAACCACAAAGAUUCAUUUCAAGCCAGAACUGCCAACCAAAAGAAACCAGUUAAUCCAGCGCGUUCCCAUGGGCUCUGUCAUUAAAUGCAUGAUGUACUACAAAGAAGCCUUCUGGAAGAAGUCAGAUUUUUGUGGCUGUGCAAUGAUUUUGGAUGAAGAGGCUCCAAUUUCAAUCACCUUAGAUGAUACUAAACCUGAUAAGUCUGUACCUGCCAUUAUGGGCUUUAUCCUUACAAGAAAGGCCUUUAGACUAGCAGAUCUUAGCAAAGAGGAGAGGAAGAGAAAAAUCUGUGAACUAUAUGCAAAAGUGUUUGGAUCAGAAGAAGCUUUACAUCCAGUGCAUUAUGAAGAAAAGAACUGGGGUGCAGAACAAUAUUCUGGCGGCUGCUAUUCAGCCUAUUUUCCACCAGGGAUAAUGUCCCAAUAUGGAAGGAUCAUUCGUCAGCCUGUAGGCCGAAUCUACUUUGCUGGCACUGAGACAGCUACCCAGUGGAGUGGCUACAUGGAAGGUGCAGUGCAGGCUGGAGAGAGGGCGGCCAGAGAGAUAUUGCACAGCAUGGGAAAGAUUUCAAAGAAUGAAAUUUGGGUGACAGAACCAGAAUCAAAGGAUGUCCCAGCUCUCCCAAUCACUACCACAUUUUUGGAGAGAAACUUGCCGUCCGUCCCAGGACUGUUGGGCUUCCUUGGAUUUUCUGCUUUCUUCACCUCGCUGGCUGCAGCUGGACUCUUUGCCUAUAAAAAAGGAUGUAUCUUCCAAGAGUGCUUCUGAAACAAGAGUUUCAGUUAUCCUGUUCAUGCUGGAAACAGCAUUUUUAUCGUUGGAAUUGUAUUUUUAUCAGUUUCUGUAUAGGCAGCCUUGAGUGAGGUUUACCAAUAAAUAAAUAUUUUUAAUAAAUAAAUGUUGUUCUUGGAAAGAAGUCUUUUUAGGAUCCAGUUUUAGACACCUGAACCAAUACAUCAAAACCAAUUUUAAUCAGUGUCCUUUUACAACCCAGAAUGUAAGCUGUAGUGGAAAAGUAAGGGUUCUAUUUUCUUUCCUUGCUGACUUUUUAAAAUUACAAUCAGUGGCUUUCCCCCUUUCCCUGCCCCCAUACCUAAUGAGAACAAACCAGAACAGAGACUUUGCACAUUUCACAAUGCCUUUGGAAAACGUCCAUUUGUCUUAAUUUUUUUUAUCUCACUCAGCGAACAAAUAAAUGUUAAAGGCUUACCUAGUGGCUUAUUAAACUAGAUGCUUCUGCUGUCAAGUGCCUGCUGUACUUCAUGUACUGCUAUUUAAAAUGACAAAGCUGUAAUUUUGUAAAUUUUGUAAGGGUAAAUGUAGUUUCUGCUAGUAUAUGACACUCAGCGUGUUGAAUGAAGACAAAUAACUAGUGUUAAUUGCAAAAGCAAGGUAAUAAAGUUAAAGAAAGAGAAGUUAGGAUUCCCAGAGGUUAUAUCAAUAAAAGCUGGGGUUGAAGUAAGAGGUGUAUGUAAUUAUUUUAUAUGUACUACUGUACAGAAAAUGAUAUAGAAUUCCUUGCUAUAUUCCAAACACAUUUGAAGCUGCUUUGUCAUUUUUUAAAGAUGAAUAAGUAUCAAAGAUCUUAAUUUGAAAUAGAAACUAGGAAAGCAGAGGGAUUUUUUCAUCAAAAUGAAGAUAAAAUUUUCCCUUUUGACACAAAUGAAUGAAAAUGAAUCAAAUAUGAAAAUGGGGUGUAAUUUGCUAAGAGGACUUCCUCUUUUAUCCUCAUAACAACUCUGUGGGAUAGAUUAAGUUGAGAGGCAGUGAGUGGCCCAUUGUCAUCUAGGGAGCAUGGUGGCUGGACAGGUAUUUGAACCUUGUUCUUCUUGACCUUAUACAACAUUCUACCACUCAUAUUCCAUAGGUGAUGACCAAUGGCAAUGUAACAAAUGGUUCGCUAAAAAGAAAAUACUUUAUUUCAGGUAACACUGUAUAGAUAAGUAGAUAACCGACAAUUUGGUGAUAAGGGAACCUGGGUCUGUUAGUACUCUCCUUUAUAUACUUUUGUAAAAUGGUAGAGAUUGUUUGUGCGUCUUUGUAAUUUAGUGAUUGUGCCUUUGAACAUCCCAUGAAUUGCCAUUAAAGUAUCCAAUUAAAACACC
Messenger RNA from Rhineura floridana, 3109 nucleotides. Its product is annotated as amine oxidase [flavin-containing] A-like. The record is from RefSeq and is a predicted model, not a curated record. NCBI's taxonomy places the organism in Eukaryota, Metazoa, Chordata, Lepidosauria, Squamata, Rhineuridae. The transcript has 15 exons. Bases 201 to 1772 code for a protein of 523 amino acids. Gene Ontology annotation, molecular function: oxidoreductase activity.